Messenger RNA from Bactrocera tryoni, 672 nucleotides. RefSeq lists its product as uncharacterized. The record is from RefSeq and is a predicted model, not a curated record. The transcript has a single exon. Lineage: Eukaryota; Metazoa; Arthropoda; Insecta; Diptera; Tephritidae. Bases 1 to 396 code for a protein of 131 amino acids.
AUGCGACAAAUUAAACAGAGGCUGUUUCCAUAUGAAUCCAGAAGUGCUACUAGAUUAGCCACCUUGCUAGAUCCGAGAUUUAAAAAAGAAGGGUUUCAGUCAGGUCAAAAUGCGGCCCAAGCGUCUAUGUUGCUGGAAAACGAAUUGGUUGAAAUCGACAGAAUUGCAGCAUCGUCAUCGAAUGACAACAUAGAGGAACCGUCGACAUCAAAAAGCGUUAAAAUUCCACAGAUUUAUGCAUUUUUGACAGAGAAGCUAUCCAGCAAAGUCAAAUCCAACAGAGCGGAUGCUAUCAUCACACUACGCGAAUACACUGAAAAACCCAAUGAGCCGCUAGAUGUAGACCCAUUGGAAUACUGGAAUGUAGCAAUGGCAUUUUGUGUAACGCUUAUAUAAACAAACAUUUAUCUCAAUUUCAGACUUCGACUGAAAUGAAGUCAAUGCAAAUCAUGGCAUGCAAAUAUUUGUGCAUUCCGGCAACUUCAACGGAGUCUGAGCGUAUGUUCAGCAAAGCUGGAGAAUUAGUCUCAGACAGACGAACAAGACUGAAGGAAAAAAAUGUCGAUAUGUUGUUAUUUAUCAACAAAAAUCACGAAAUGUGCUAAUAUUGAUCUCUUUAAAACCACUGAGUGGCUCUUUGAUCUCCGUUUUAAGCUUUCAACUUAUGUUGUA